Molecule: messenger RNA, 1052 nt
Organism: Kogia breviceps (pygmy sperm whale)
Lineage: Eukaryota; Metazoa; Chordata; Mammalia; Artiodactyla; Physeteridae
Product: protein NipSnap homolog 3A-like
Cellular component (GO): mitochondrion
Source: RefSeq, a predicted model, not a curated record
ACUUAAAUUUACCUUAUGUUUCUUCAGGUGUGUUCAUCUUUUGCUACAGGCCCCAGACAAUACGAUGGAACAGUCUAUGAGUUUCGUACUUACUGCAUUAAACCUUCAAAGAUGAAUGAGUUUCUGGAAAAUGUUAAGAAAAACAUACAUCUUCAGACAGCUCACUCUGAAUUGGUUGGAUUCUGGAGUGUAGAAUUUGGAGGCAGGAUCAAUAAAGUGUUUCAUAUUUGGAAGUAUGACAAUUUUGCUCAUCAAACUGAAGUUGGGAAAGCCUUGGCCAAUGAUAAGGAAUGGCGAGAACAAUUACUCAUUCCAAUUUUGGGGCUUACUGAUAAACAAGAGAGUGAAAUUACUUAUCUGGUGCCAUGGUGCAAAUUAGAAAAACCACCCCAAGAAGGAGUCUGCGAGCUGGUAACUUUUCAGAUGAAACCUGAUGGGCCAGCUCUGUGGGGUGACGCAUUUAAAAGAGCGGUUAAUGCCCAUGUCGAUCUAGGCUACUCAAAACUAGUUGGAGUUUUCCAUACAGAAUAUGGAGCACUCAACAGAGUUCAUGUUCUUUGGUGGAACGAGAGUGCGGAUAGCCGAGCAGCUGGGAGACACCAGUCUCAUGAGGAUCCCAGAGUUGUGGCAGCUGUUCGGGAAAGUGUCAAUUACCUAGUGUCUCAGCAAAAUAUGCUUCUGAUUCCUACGUCAUAUUCACCAUUGAAAUAGUUUUCCGUGGAAAUACAAAGCAUUGCAUGAACUGCCAUAAGACGUGUCUGUUAACGGUGCUUAAAUUCUUCCAAGAGAUUCUCACUUUUAUUUGGAGGAGGUGGUAAGCUAAUUUGCUAUGUCCCUUGCAUUUCUUAAAAGCUACUCUCUAGCCACUGUCACCACCACUUCAGGAAACAGUCUGUUCAUUUUCCCCUUGAUAUUUCAGUACCUGUCACACAUUAAAAAUAGUGGCCAUUACUACAGUAUCUUGAUUUUUCAUUUGUUUCAGAAUAUCUCUUGUUCUCUAUUUUGACAACCCUCUGCUUUUAUACCAUUUUCUUACAUACACUUGAUUGUUA